AUGGAUCCCAAAACCGACAAGGUGGCGGGGCUGUUGGAGAAGAUGAAGCUGACGGAUUCGGAGAAGAGAAGCAUCAAAAUUGGUGGUACAUCAGGGGGUUCGAUCUCAAGGAAGGAUCCCCAAGUGGUGAGGAAGGUACUGGUUGAUAAACCAGUUAGGGCUGAAGCCCUGGUGGCAGCACUGGGCAAGAUCUGGUGUCCCCUAAAGGGAAUCUAA
This is a messenger RNA of Miscanthus lutarioriparius, 216 nucleotides long. The record is from the annotation of a GenBank genome assembly. Lineage: Eukaryota; Viridiplantae; Streptophyta; Magnoliopsida; Poales; Poaceae.